Molecule: messenger RNA, 5331 nt
Organism: Diprion similis
Lineage: Eukaryota; Metazoa; Arthropoda; Insecta; Hymenoptera; Diprionidae
Gene: RpI1
Product: DNA-directed RNA polymerase I subunit RPA1
Exons: 13
Coding region: 117-5192 (1691 amino acids)
Biological process (GO): DNA-templated transcription
Cellular component (GO): RNA polymerase I complex
Molecular function (GO): DNA binding; DNA-directed RNA polymerase activity
Source: RefSeq, a predicted model, not a curated record
CGUGCCAUUACCGGCCAUGUGCGUCCACAGCGGACAUAACCUAAACUAAUGUAACACAAUCUAAAAGUUAUGAAUUGUUUUAAAAAAAAUCUGAAGCCUAAAAUUUGAAACUCAAAAUGUACAAACAAUCAAGAUCGGGCAUGACAAUGUCUGCAAAACAUCUGGUCCCAGAAAACCUGGAAUUUUCAAUGUUUACCAACGAGGAUAUUCGCAAUUUAAGCGUUACAAAAAUCAGCACACCUUUGUCCUUUAACAUUUUGGGCAAUCCACUGAAAGGCGGGCUCUACGACCCAGCGUUAGGUCCAGUGAGCGAAAAGUCAGAUCCCUGCGGAACAUGUGGCGGAAAUAUAACAAAAUGUUCAGGACACUUUGGACAUAUAGAGUUGCCACUGCCAGUAGUAAAUCCGUUAUUCCACAAGCAGUUGGCUAGCAUCAUUAAAUUGACUUGCUUGCGUUGUUUCAAACUGCAAGUACCAGAGCCUAUGAAACUGUUGUUGGUAGCUAAAAUAAAACUGUUGGACGAGGGCUUUGUCUCAGAGUUUAGUGAUUUGGAGCAAGAAGUUCAAUCCAUUAUAGCUGCGGGCGGCGAAGAUACUGGAAUCGUUGAAUUCGUGAAGGAAGUUAUUGAGGCUCACGUAGAGAGGCUCCAUAAUCGUCAGAAGCUAAAUCACAUUGUGCCCCUUCUUUCUGAAGAAAAUCGUUCUAAUGCAAGAAAUGUUAAUAUGCAACGAUGGAUGCACGUUGAAAAUAUACUCAGACAAUUUCAACCUGGACAUAUCUGCAUACAUUGUCAAGAUAGUAUCCCAAAAAUUAGUACGUUCAGAAACCGAAUUAUGACCACUAAAUCAGCCAAUGAUGAACCGGAUGAAAGCAAAAUUAAACGAGGAAUCGUUAGACGAUUGGAAACUGUUCUGAUGAUGCCAGACCAGUCGCAAAAGUAUUUGCGUGAGCUCUGGGAUACGGAAAGAGAUGUAUUGAAAAUAAUAAUGCCUUGUUUGAGUACAGUGCAUACGGAAUAUCCAACAGACAUUCUUUUCUUCAGUAUAAUACCUGUACUUCCACCGAUCGUAAGGCCAGUUAACUACAUCAAUGGACAACUGAUAGAACAUCCUCAAUCCCAAGUCUAUAAAGCUAUUAUACAGGACUGCUUGGUGCUCAGAAACAUUAUACAAACAAUUCAAGAUGGAGAUACUUCAAAACUUCCCGAAGAAGGCCGAAUGGUUUUUGAACAAAUAAGAGGAAAUUCGCCGUCAGAAAAACUUCAUAAUGCUUGGCAGCAGCUCCAAGCAAACGUCGAUCAUCUGAUGGAUCGUGACGUAAACAAAACGACGGAAUCAGCAAACUGUCAGGGGCUGAAACAGGUGAUUGAGAAAAAAGAGGGCAUUAUUCGCAUGCACAUGAUGGGGAAGAGGGUGAAUUUUGCAGCCAGAUCAGUCAUCACUCCUGAUCCCAAUUUAAACAUCGACGAAAUUGGUAUUCCCGAAGCUUUCGCUUUGAAGCUGACCUAUCCAGUUCCAGUAACACCUUGGAAUGUUGCCGAAUUGCGACAAAUGAUAAUUAACGGACCAAACGUCCAUCCAGGGGCAGUUAUGGUGGAGGGUGAAGAUGGCUCAACAACGCGUAUUAGCGCGAGUGCAGCUGUGCAAAGAGAAUCAAUUGCCAAACGACUUUUGACCACAAGCGUUAAGGCGACCAAAUUUUUUAAUGGCAUAAAGAUAGUUCACCGUCAUUUACACAAUGGAGAUAUAUUGCUUUUGAAUCGUCAGCCAACCUUACACAAGCCAAGUAUCAUGGCCCAUAAAGCCAGGAUAUUGAAAGGGGAGAAAACGUUGCGCCUUCAUUAUGCAAAUUGUAAAGCUUACAACGCCGACUUUGACGGUGAUGAAAUGAACGCGCAUUUUCCACAAAACGAACUUGCCCGAAGUGAAGGAUACAAUAUAGCCAACGUUUCUAGCCAGUACCUCGUCCCGAAAGAUGGUACACCGUUGAGCGGCUUGAUUCAAGAUCACAUGGUUUCUGGAGUACGUUUGACACUCAGAGGAAAAUUCUUUUCAAGAGAAGACUACAUGCAGUUAGUUUACUGCGCAUUAUCAGAUAUUCAGGGUGAUAUAACGCUAUUACCACCUGCCAUUAUCAAGCCAGAGUUAUUGUGGUCUGGUAAACAGUUAUUAUCAACAGUUAUAAUUAAUGUUACACCACGUGGCAAAGCAAAGAUUAAUCUUACCGCUAGUGCAAAGAUUGGCCCAAAAGCAUGGGAAGCUAGGAAGCCGCGACGUUGGAAAUGCGGCACCGAAUUCAGUGAUCCAAAAACAAUGUCAGAAGCUGAAGUAGUUAUACGUAGUGGCGAACUGCUAUGCGGCGUGCUCGACAAAAUUCAUUAUGGCGCUACACCUUAUGGACUGAUACAUUGCGUAUACGAGCUUUACGGUGGUACAUACUCAAGCAGGAUGCUGAGUGCGUUCGGAAAAUUAUUCCAAGCAUUUCUUCAGAGAGAUGGCUUUACUUUGGGAAUAGAAGAUAUCUUGAUUCUUUCAAACGCUGAUGAAGAACGUACGAAAUUCAUCGAGUCAUGUAGAAAGGUAGGCGAAAGUACCCAGAAAUCGGUGCUCGAGUUGCCUGAAGAGACACCGAUGACAGAAGUAAAAUCAAAAAUACAAGAAUCAUACUUGAGAAAUUCUAAGUUCCAAGCGCAAAUCGAUCGUAAAUACAAAACUGCUCUGGAUGUCUAUACGAAUGACAUAAACAAAACAUGCCUGCCAGCUGGACUCCUUAAAAAAUUUCCGGAUAAUAAUUUGCAACUUAUGGUUCAGUCCGGGGCUAAAGGUUCGACUGUUAAUACCAUGCAGAUUUCUUGCCUACUUGGGCAAAUUGAAUUGGAAGGAAAGAGACCGCCGCUAAUGAUCAGUGGCAAAAGUCUUCCCUCUUUCGCUGCUUAUGAUCCAACGCCAAGAGCUGGCGGCUUCAUUGACGGUCGUUUUAUGACAGGAAUUCAACCCCAAGAGUUCUUCUUCCAUUGCAUGGCAGGCAGAGAAGGGUUGAUUGAUACUGCGGUGAAAACCAGUAGAUCUGGAUACUUGCAGAGGUGUUUAAUCAAGCAUUUGGAAGGCUUAACCGUCAGUUACGAUUCAACUGUUCGCGAUUCUGACGGCAGUUUAGUUCAGUUAUAUUACGGAGAAGAUGGGCUUGAUGUACCGAGUUCUCAAUUUCUAAAAAACGAGCAACUGGAUUUUUUGGUCCAUAAUAGAAAUGCGAUUGUUGAAAAGGAAUUGCUAAGCCGUCUCAAAGACGAUCUGAGCACUGAGAAAAUCUUGAAGACAGGACGGAAAAUGCAAAAGUGGAUGAAGAAACACGGUGAUCCCUUACAGAAGCGUCGCGCAAGCGAAUUUGCCAAAUUUUCUGAAAAAAAUCGACUAGAUGAUCCCAAGUACAAAAAGAUCAAUAAAGUUUGCGGCAGAAGCAAGGGUGCAUUACGUUUGAUGAGAGAAUGGGUAAAUAUUGACAAAGAGACGAAGGAAAGUUACAAGUGCUCGCGAUGCCCUGACCCUGUGAUUUCAAAGUACAAACAGGACUCCAACUAUGGAGUUCUAACGGAAAGAAUAGAAGGCUUGAUAAACGAUUAUCUGUCAAAAAGGAAAGUCGAAAAGUCUGCAGAUAUAUCCGAAGACGAACUCAGAGAUCUCUUAUCAUUCAAAGUAAUGAAGACCCUUUGCCAGCCCGGAGAGCCCGUAGGAUUACUAGCAGCGCAAUCAAUCGGCGAGCCGUCAACGCAGAUGACGUUGAAUACUUUCCAUUUCGCGGGACGUGGUGAAAUGAACGUAACCCUCGGAAUUCCGAGAUUACGAGAGAUCCUUAUGAUGGCCUCGAAGAAUAUAAAAACACCCUCGAUGGAAAUUCCAUUUAGGCAGAGUCUUGAAAAUCUAGAAAAACAAUCGGAUAACUUAAGACUAAAGUUAACCCGAUGCACUUUGUCAAACGUCUUGAGAAGUAUUGGUGUGGACGGAAGAUUAGAAAUUGAACCUCAGAGAAGGAUGACUUACAAGUUGAUGAUAAAAUUCUUACCUCACAAAAGCUACAAACGAGAAUACUGCGUAGGACGCAAGUACGUUUUACAAGCAACGGAAUAUUUCUUCUUCAAAGAACUGUUUAAAGAAAUAAAAAAAGCAGCUCAAGUAUCCGGGGCUUUGUUGUAUAGUGAGGAGAACAAGGAAUCAGCUAACGAUGAUCAACUAGACGCAGAUGACCCUGAAAGUGUGCCUAGCAAUUCGACUAAAGGGAGACUAGAUUUUGGGGAAAUGCACGAAUCUUCUGACGAAGACGAAGCUGCCGAGGAUGCAGAUGCGACUGCAGCUAGAUCACUUUCCAGACACAAAGAAAGUCAGGAAUAUGAUGACCCUGAAGAAACGAACGACGAGUCUGAUGAAAACGAAGAUGAGAAAAAAGAGGAUGACAAAACUGUGUCAACUGAAUCAAAUGGAGGUGCAGAGACAAAGAACAAUGAGUUCAAAAAUAUGAUUACAGAGAAAAGGAAAAAACUAAUUGUUGACAUGUACCCCCAUGCUAUUGAGUACAACUUCGACGAUAGGAAAUAUUUAUCAUGCGAAUUAAAGUUCUGGCUACCUUUGAAAAUGACAAAACUGGACUUAUCUACGAUCAUUAAAUCUGUCGCAGAAAAGGUCGUAUUAUGGCAAACGCCUCAGAUAAAGCGAGCAUUUACAUUCCAAAAUCUGAACAAUGAAACUGUUCUGAAAACUGAUGGAAUAAACAUUGUAGAAAUGUUCAAAUACAACGAAAUCCUAGAUCUCAACAGAUUAUACUCUAACGACAUAUAUGGGAUUGCACAAACCUACGGCAUUGAAGCAGCGAAUAGAGUGAUAGUAAAAGAAGUGAAAGAUGUGUUUAAAAUGUACGGAAUUACUGUAGAUCCGCGACAUUUGCUUCUGAUCGCUGACUACAUGACUUUUGAUGGAACUUUCCAGCCGCUAAGUCGUAAAGGAAUGGAGAACUCUGCAUCUCCCCUCCAGCAAAUCAGUUUUGAGAGUUCGCUCACCUUCCUGAAGAAUGCUACGCUACACAACAAACGAGAUGACCUCGUCUCACCAUCCAGUCGCUUGAUGAUCGGUCAACCUUGCAAAUCUGGGACAGGAUCAUUUGAUUUGAUGCAUAGAAUGGAAAUGUACAUUCCGAGUCAGUGACCAAUAGAGCAGAAGUUAUAUUUACACAAUGACAAACAUGUGGCCGCUAAAUGCAGAAAUUAAUGAAAUAAAUUAUUUAAAAUUCGGUCUGAAUAUUCUUUAAUCCCGAACAAUUGAAAAAUAAAAAUGUCAUUACGAA